This is a messenger RNA of Armigeres subalbatus, 2444 nucleotides long. RefSeq names its product phenoloxidase 8-like. NCBI's taxonomy places the organism in Eukaryota, Metazoa, Arthropoda, Insecta, Diptera, Culicidae. Gene Ontology annotation, molecular function: oxidoreductase activity. The coding region runs from base 233 to 2338 and encodes 701 amino acids. The record is from RefSeq and is a predicted model, not a curated record. The transcript has 6 exons.
GGGUUCCCAAUUCCCAUAUUUUGCAUUCGCAUCAUUCAAAAUUGAGAGAAAAAAAAUGGAAAGCGAGCGUAUCCGACCACCCCCCUGCACGUGAAAUUCUAACCACAGCCUGCGGUCGCCAAAAUUCUAAUCACUCUUCUGAUGAUCUAUUUCUUGCGCGGUUACCAAAAUUUAUAACGCACGCUCAUCUCAAUUAUACUUCAAUGUUUGGCUCCAAAUAAAAACUGUUCGGAUGCAGCGAUGCAUCAGUCAGUCGGUCGGUUUACGCUACGCAGCAAAGAUGAUUUCGAAUCAAGUCAAAUUCUCGGGUCACUUCUACGAGCCACAUGUUCCGUUAUUUGUGCCAAAAGGCGAUGGUGGCGUUUUCUACGAAGAGCCGGAACAUUUCCUACCGGAUCGAUACAGGCUCAUCGGUUCGAGCCUGAUGAAUCGGUUCGGUGCUAACGCGAGUGUUCGGAUUCCAGUUAGAGACAUUGUAGCGCCCAAUAUCGAGUUCGCCAUGACCAUCCCUCGGCGGGGAGAUUUUUCGCUGUUCAAUCGAGCCCAUCGGCAGGUGGCCAGUCAGUUGAUUGAGCUUUUCAUGCAGCAGCCGGAUGCGGAUACACUGGCUUCCGUUUCCGCUUACGCAAGAGAUCGUUUGAAUGCACCACUCUUCCAGUACGCGUUGUCGGUGGCGCUGCAUCACCGUUUGGACACUGCUGACGUUACGGUACCAUCGAUUCUGCAUACCUUUCCGGACCGAUUUAUUGAUCCGGCAACAUUCCCGCGGUUAAGCGAGGAAGGUCGUAUCGUUAGCCAAGGCGAUCGGAUGGCCGUCGAUAUUCCACUAAACUUCACAGCCAGCGACAAAGAACCAGAACAACGUCUGGCCUAUUUCCGCGAAGACAUUGGCGUGAACUUGCACCACUGGCAUUGGCACUUAGUCUAUCCGGCCGUGGGACCUCGGGAAGUCGUCAACAAGGAUCGCCGUGGCGAGCUUUUCUACUACUUUCACGGUCAGAUGGUGGCGCGCUAUCAAGCGGAACGGUUUUUCAACGGUCUUGGGCGGGUAGCACCGCUGAAUAACCUGAGAGCACCGAUCCUGGAGCCGUACUAUCCGAAAAUUUUGAGGACCGCUAACAAUAGAACGCACCCUGCACGGUACAAAGGAAUGGUACUUAGCGAUGUAAAUCGCAGUGCCGAUCAAAUCAAUAUCACAGUGGCAGAAAUGGAGCUACAGCUGAGCCAGAUCAUUCAUUCCAUUGAUAGAGGAUUCGUUACCGGUCCAAACGGUGAACAGAUUUCGCUGAACAACCCAAGAGGUAUCGACGUUCUUGGAAAUAUUUUCGAAAGCUCCAUCCUUAGUCCCAAUAUGGAUUUCUACGGAGAUGUGCACAACAAUGGUCACAUAAUGAUCGCAUACAUCCAUGAUCCCGACGGCACUUAUCAGGAAAGCUACGGAGUUAUGGGAGAUACAUCCACGGCCAUGCGAGACCCAAUUUUCUAUCGUUGGCAUAAGUACGUUGACCAAAUUUUCCGGAGGCACAAGAACUCUUUGCCACCCUACACGUUUACGGAGCUUGUGAACCAAGGCAUCACACUACUAAGUUUAGAAACAAGACUGCAGCGAAGAGGCUCACCUCCAAACUUGUGGUUAACCUUUUGGCAACGAUCCCAGGUAGAUUUGGGCACCGGACUUGACUUUGCACCCGAAGGUAACCUGUUCGUUACGUUUACUCAUCUUCAACAUGCUCCGUUCCUGUAUCAAAUUCAGGUCGUGAAUAGCGAUGACAGAAUUCGUUUCGGAACAGUUCGCAUUUUCCUAGCCCCGAGAAAUGACGAGAAAGGACAACCAUUAACAUUUGAUGAACAACGUCUCAAUGUCAUCGAAUUGGAUAAUUUCAGAGUAACACUCAACCCCGGUGUUAACACCAUAAUGCGCAGAUCGGAGCAAUCCAGCGUGACCAUUCCAUACGAACGAACCUUCCGCAACAUAGCGCAGUCAAACGAAAUGAAUAGCGAGCAGUUCCGUUUUUGCAAUUGUGGCUGGCCGUCGCAUAUGUUGAUUCCGAAAGGAACCGCCGAAGGAGUCACAUACGAUCUGUUUGCAAUGAUUUCCGACUUUGAUGGUGAUGCGGUGGAUGUGCAAUUCGAUGAAAAUCUCGUUUGCGACGAUUCGCAUUCAUUCUGUGGACUGCGUGAUCGACUUUAUCCGGAUGCACGGAACAUGGGAUAUCCUUUCGAUCGCCGUCUGUCUGCUGGCGUCAACAGUUUCAUUGACUUUGUGGCCCCAUUCGAUAACAUGACAGUGACCACAGUGAAUGUUAGAUUUACCAACACUGUUAUAGCUAGGACUUGAACGGACACAUGAUGAGCACCUAUUGUAGUGACCAAUUUGUACUUAUGAACAAGCAACACAACAAUCAAAUAUAAUAUGUUAUUAUGCAAUAUUUGCAAAAAUACAA